Cuscuta campestris is the source of this 766-nucleotide messenger RNA. NCBI's taxonomy places the organism in Eukaryota, Viridiplantae, Streptophyta, Magnoliopsida, Solanales, Convolvulaceae. The record is from the annotation of a GenBank genome assembly.
AUAGGACUACUGUCUAACACACACACUUCCCUUUUUGCUUGCCUGGAUACGAGAACCAUCCGGGAGACAAAUUGAGUCAGGAGUCACAUCCUCAAUAUGGAAUAAAUGAGACAGGGUCCCCGUCAUGUGAUGAGAGGCGCCACUAUCAAUCAACCAUUCACACGCGGUAAAAGUCAUAUUGGUAUAUCAAUGUGAUGGUGAUGUUUGACACCAAACAAAACCCUUUCAAAGCAGUAGCACCCCCACACCUUUUUUUUGCAAACGGACAAACAGAAACAAAUGUAAUCUCUGGACUUCACAAAUACUGCAAACAGAUAAAGAUAAGGGACCGGCUGGCUGAGGGAGGCGAUCCGGCGUGCGACCGGAAAGAGGCCUGCGACCAAGCUUCUGCGACAUGAUGGAUGAAUUCUCCUGCGACCGAGCUUCUGCGAUCCGGCGUGCUACCGGAUGGAGGCCUGCGAUCGGCGGUGAGAGAGACGGAGACGGGCUGUCGAAUUUGGGAACCAGCGACUGGAUGAGCUUCUGCAACGGCGGCUGGACGAAUUCUUCAGAGACGGCUGCUGGAGUGCAUCCGUCUAUUUUCUGCAAGACUUCGACAAAUGGAGCCGGCGACACGAGAUUGGGCCGACAAUUUGGAACUUUGGCCGGCAAUACGCGAUUGGUACAGACAAUCGGAACAGGAACAAACAAACUAGGUUUAAGAAAAAUCCCAAGAAAGACACCCUGAUGCCAUGUAGAAUUUUGGGAAUGAAAUUGGUUGAGUUUC